Molecule: messenger RNA, 5869 nt
Organism: Piliocolobus tephrosceles (Ugandan red Colobus)
Lineage: Eukaryota; Metazoa; Chordata; Mammalia; Primates; Cercopithecidae
Gene: NCAM1
Product: neural cell adhesion molecule 1
Exons: 19
Coding region: 270-2843 (857 amino acids)
Biological process (GO): homophilic cell-cell adhesion; dendrite self-avoidance; axon guidance
Cellular component (GO): axon; plasma membrane
Molecular function (GO): cell-cell adhesion mediator activity
Source: RefSeq, a predicted model, not a curated record
AUCCCAGUUGCAUCAAAACGAACCGGGGCCAGCGCAAGGAUCUCCGAGUUGCGAGUGUGCUGAGGCUGGGACUGUCACUCAUUCUCCGAUCAGCGCGUGAACGCAGCUCGGCUGCCGCUGGCAGGAAACAAUUCUGCAAAAAUAAUCAUACUCAGCCUGGCAAUUGUCUGCCCCUAAGUCUGUCGCUCUGCCGCCGUCCACACUCGCUGCAAGGGAGGGGGCACAGAAUUUACCUCGGCAAGAACAUCCCUCACAGCCAGCAGAUUACAAUGCUGCAAACUAAGAAUCUCAUCUGGACUUUGUUUUUCCUGGGAACGGCAGCUUCUCUGCAGGUGGAUAUUGUUCCCAGCCAGGGGGAGAUCAGCGUUGGAGAGUCCAAAUUCUUCUUAUGCCAAGUGGCAGGAGAUGCCAAAGAUAAAGACAUCUCCUGGUUCUCCCCCAAUGGAGAAAAGCUCACCCCAAACCAGCAGCGGAUCUCAGUGGUGUGGAAUGAUGAUUCCUCCUCCACCCUCACCAUCUAUAAUGCCAACAUCGACGACGCCGGCAUUUACAAGUGUGUGGUUACGGGCGAGGAUGGCAGUGAGUCAGAGGCCACUGUCAACGUGAAGAUAUUUCAGAAACUCAUGUUCAAGAAUGCGCCAACCCCACAGGAGUUCCGGGAGGGGGAAGAUGCCGUGAUUGUGUGUGAUGUGGUCAGCUCCCUCCCGCCAACCAUCAUCUGGAAACACAAAGGCCGAGAUGUCAUCCUGAAAAAAGAUGUCCGAUUCAUAGUCCUGUCCAACAACUACCUGCAGAUCCGGGGCAUCAAGAAAACAGAUGAGGGCACUUAUCGCUGUGAGGGCAGAAUCCUGGCCCGGGGGGAGAUCAACUUCAAGGACAUUCAGGUCGUUGUGAAUGUGCCACCCACCAUCCAGGCCAGGCAGAACAUUGUGAAUGCCACCGCCAACCUCGGCCAGUCCGUCACCCUGGUGUGUGAUGCCGAAGGCUUCCCGGAACCCACCAUGAGCUGGACAAAGGAUGGGGAACAGAUAGAGCAAGAGGAAGAUGACGAGAAGUACAUUUUCAGCGACGAUAGUUCCCAGCUGACCAUCAAAAAGGUGGAUAAGAACGAUGAGGCUGAGUACAUCUGCAUUGCUGAGAACAAGGCUGGCGAGCAGGAUGCGACCAUCCACCUCAAAGUCUUCGCAAAACCCAAAAUCACAUAUGUAGAGAACCAGACUGCCAUGGAAUUGGAGGAGCAGGUCACUCUUACCUGUGAAGCCUCUGGAGACCCCAUUCCCUCCAUCACCUGGAGGACUUCUACCCGGAACAUCAGCAGCGAAGAAAAGGCUUCGUGGACUCGACCAGAGAAGCAAGAGACUCUGGAUGGGCACAUGGUGGUGCGCAGCCAUGCCCGUGUGUCGUCGCUGACCCUGAAGAGCAUCCAGUACACUGACGCCGGAGAGUACAUCUGCACCGCCAGCAACACCAUCGGCCAGGACUCCCAGUCCAUGUACCUUGAAGUGCAAUAUGCCCCGAAGCUACAGGGCCCUGUGGCUGUGUACACUUGGGAGGGGAACCAGGUGAACAUCACCUGCGAGGUAUUUGCCUAUCCCAGUGCCACGAUCUCAUGGUUUCGGGAUGGCCAGCUGCUGCCAAGCUCCAACUACAGCAAUAUCAAGAUCUACAACACCCCCUCUGCCAGCUAUCUGGAGGUGACCCCAGACUCUGAAAAUGAUUUUGGAAACUACAACUGUACUGCAGUGAACCGCAUUGGGCAGGAGUCCUUGGAAUUCAUCCUUGUUCAAGCAGACACUCCCUCUUCACCAUCCAUCGACCAGGUGGAGCCGUACUCCAGCACAGCCCAGGUGCAGUUUGAUGAACCAGAGGCCACAGGUGGGGUGCCCAUCCUCAAAUACAAAGCUGAGUGGAGAGCAGUGGGUGAAGAAGUAUGGCAUUCCAAGUGGUAUGAUGCCAAGGAAGCCAGCAUGGAGGGCAUCGUCACCAUUGUGGGCCUGAAGCCCGAAACAACGUACGCUGUAAGGCUGGCAGCGCUCAAUGGCAAAGGGCUGGGUGAGAUCAGCGCGGCCUCCGAGUUCAAGACCCAGCCAGUCCGGGAACCCAGUGCACCUAAGCUCGAAGGGCAGAUGGGAGAGGAUGGAAACUCUAUUAAAGUGAACCUGAUCAAGCAGGAUGACGGCGGCUCCCCCAUCAGACACUAUCUGGUCAGGUACCGAGCGCUCUCCUCCGAGUGGAAACCAGAGAUCAGGCUCCCGUCCGGCAGUGACCACGUCAUGCUGAAGUCCCUGGACUGGAAUGCUGAGUAUGAGGUCUACGUGGUGGCUGAGAACCAGCAAGGAAAAUCCAAGGCAGCUCAUUUUGUGUUCAGGACCUCGGCGCAGCCCACAGCCAUCCCAGCCAACGGCAGCCCCACCUCAGGCCUGAGCACCGGGGCCAUCGUGGGCAUCCUCAUCGUCAUCUUCGUCCUGCUCCUGGUGGUCGUGGACAUCACCUGCUACUUCCUGAACAAAUGUGGCCUGUUCAUGUGCAUUGCGGUCAACCUGUGUGGAAAAGCCGGGCCCGGGGCCAAGGGCAAGGACAUGGAGGAGGGCAAGGCCGCCUUCUCGAAAGACGAGUCCAAGGAGCCCAUCGUGGAGGUCCGAACGGAGGAGGAGCGGACCCCAAACCAUGACGGAGGGAAACACACAGAGCCCAACGAGACCACGCCACUGACGGAGCCCGAGAAGGGCCCUGUAGAAGCAAAGCCAGAGUGCCAGGAGACAGAAACGAAGCCAGCGCCAGCCGAAGUCAAGACGGUCCCCAAUGACGCCACACAGACAAAGGAGAACGAGAGCAAAGCAUGAUGGGUGACGAGAACCGAGCAAAGAUCAAAAUAAAAAGUGACACAGCAGCUUCACCAGAGCAUUUCCAACACCACAGACACACACAAACGCACACACACACACACACACACACACAUCUCAUUUCUCUAGUGUCUUUUGCCUUUAAAAAAAAACUAAACAGAUAAAACAUGGGAAUCUUAUAGAAAGGGUCCCUUUGUUAGCACUCACUUGUAAGAAAAUGAGACAAAAAGGUUAAACCCACAGCCAAACUAGGACACUCCGUUCCCUGAAACCAUUUAAAAAUCAGACAAAAGGACCCCAAAUUAAGAAUCUAGGAAGCUCAGAAACAAAAUCUAGGUUCAGGAAGACCACACUUGGUGUUACCCGAUUGGCACAGACCAGUUUCAGAGAAAUAACUUUCAGGCACUAAGACUAAUCGAAUGAACAAAGUCCACAGUUUAUUUUUAUACUUUCAGUCAAGUUUGAACUCUGUAAAACCUCAUAAAUAAGUUAUAAUUUCUGUUCACUUUGUAUUUGUUCAGUAUGCAAAGUGUGUCACCCUUUCUAGCUGAAUUCAAUUCCCACGUAGACUCUUAUUUUGUAGGAAGAAUGCCAAAUUGCAGCUUCUGGGGGUAGAUCUCAAUUUGCAGUAUUCAGACUUAUUUUUCUUUCUUUUACAUUCUUUUCUUUUCUUUCUGCCAACUUUGUUUUCCAGUGUUUACAAGGUGACAAAUGUUCGACUUUGGUUGUGUUUAAAUGUCCAUGUGAAAUAGCUGCCUUUUAUUUUUUAAGGUAACAAAUACCACCUAGAGGUAGGUAGGAUCAUCCCACGCUUGCUUUAGCACAGGACGACUUUACAAAACAUGAUUGUUUACAGCUGCUCUUCCCCUCUUUUCUGAUCUGCAGUUUUUGCCUGGGUCCCACUCAGGUGAAAAUCCAUCUCAUUCUGGAAAGGUUUUGCUUUUUUAAUUUUUGGUUAUUUUUGUGUUUCUUUGGGGGUUAGACCACUUUCUGAUUAGCCGCCACCUGCCUGCAUCUGUGAAAAGGGAUCUGCUCCCAGGCGUUCUCACCCUUCUUUUGAAGGACUCCUUAGGCUUUGUUGAAUGAAGCAGAGAAGAUUGUAUAGUUGGGGCUGGUCUUGGUGAACACACAUUAUUACCCCACACAUCCCCUUUGUGUAGAAAGCCAAAUAAAAUAUAUACAUACCAUUUCCUUUUGAGCCCAGAAUCUAGAUUUGAGCGGAAGAGCAUGUGUGCUUCAGGGAAUUAGUGUCUUUUUUUGGAAAUCUGUUGAAGUAAAGUAACAUCGGCCUUCUGUUCACUUAGGCAGCAUUUAUAGAAACAAAAGAAAAAAGAGACAAGCUACUGUCUGGAGUCAUAACACAACUUUCCUGGAUUGGAAACCAAGUGGGGGAAAAAAUACAGAAACUUUAAGGGGGAUGGGAGGGCGGGGAGAAGGGAAAAGCCAGCCCUUUGUAUAGAAAUUUUGCUUUUUUUUUUUUUUUUCCUCAUUCUACUUUAGAACUGCAAGCUUGUGCACUGUGGAUGCGUGAAUAUUUUAGUGUGAAACGUGUUUUUGUCAUAGUAUUGAAAUAAAACUUCAACAUAGUUUGGUUGUGGAAGGUAUAGCAGAUAGUUCAGAAAAAAUAUUCAGGAAACAAAAAUCACUCUUAAAAGGAAUCGAAGCCUUUAAACAAAGAAAAUGAAAUACAAAUGAUGAUGGUGAUGAAGAUGACGCUAAGUAAACAGAAAUCAGUACUCCGCAUGCGCUCCUCUCCUAAGGUACAAAGCAGCAAGAGGUUAGGGUGGCAAGGCUGCCUCUGGGUCGAUUCUGUGGGCCAGUCUCCCCAGUGUUCUGACACUUCUGCAGUCUGAUCAGUGGCGAUGCUAGAUUAUACUUUCAAACUGUGAAGAAUAAUGGUCUUGUCAUUUGCUCAAUGUGGGGUUAUGUUGCAUUUUCUCAGCUCCUGGGGAUGGAAAUGGAGGAGCCCAGAACACACAGCCCUGGCCCCUUUGAUUCUAGGGCCAGCACAGAUCUCUGGUUCAAAUGCACAGGCCCUCAGGAUAGAGGAACAUGAAGAGAGAUCUUGGAACACACAGUAGCAUGUGAGAGCCUGGGUGUCUGAGACCGGGAGGGCCCAGCAGUGAGGGGCAGGCUCUUCCAGUCACCAGGCUCUUCAGCGGACUCAGUUCCUCAUCUUGUAGUGACCACGGCUUUGCCACACCAGGCCAAGCCCAUGCCAUUCCUUGUCAAGACUGUCAAAGUGGUUAUGGUUAGGUCAACUGAUUUUGGUUCUGAUGGUUAGGAAGAAACAGGUCAGCUCUCAGAUCACCUGGCCCAGGGCAGCUGACCCCCUAGAACCCUGGCUCUGCCAUUAGCUGGGACCUAAGACUCUGCCCACAUUUUGGUCUGUUCUCUCCCAUUACAUGUAGGUUUGUCUUAGCAUGCAAGAGUUUUCCUUUUUUUAAAAAAAAAGUAAAUAAGCAAUGCUUUCUCUAAAAUCAAAGAGGGAGUCAUUUUAUUCCAAGAUGUUUUAUCUUUUAUGUUAAGAGAUCAAAGCUUAUAAUUUUCUUUUUUUUUUUUAAUUUUUGAAGGAGGGAUCAAUUCCACCAGUUUCCAAUGUCUAUGUGUCUAUGUGUGUAUGUGCCAUACAUAUGUAUUCACAUGAAGACCGGCAUGGCCAACUUCUGCUGGAGGAGCACUCAAGUGUGAUGAGCAGGGCCGCUGGACCCUGCAGGGCUGUGGUGUACAUAGUGCAGCUUUGGAGGUGGAAUUCUAUUUUCACACUUUUCUAUGGAGCCUUCCGAGUCCCAGGUUUUCACUCGAGGCGUCUGUCUGGAUGGCGGUUUUCAGACCUCCAUUAACAUCCCUACCCAGCAUUCUGUACUUCGGGGGCCUUCUCUCUUGUUAUAAAACUUUUUACCAAGUGAAACAUCGAUACCACCUUUGUUUCCAUUCUCACUGGUGUAAAUACUGAGUACUAACUGAGAAUUUUGACUUUGCAUUCUGUCAGAAUACUUGUGUUCAAUAAAAAUUGAAAGAAAAAA